AUGUCCGGCUCCGGGCGAAAAGACUUCGAUGUGAAGCACAUCCUGCGACUCCGCUGGAAACUCUUCAGCCAUCCCUCGCCAGCCUCCGGUGGUAACCCAGCGGGGGGCAGCUGCCUGCCGCCGGACAGUGGAGGCAGCUUUGAGCACUGGGGACCUAGCCAGAGUCGGCUGCUAAAAAGCCAGGAAAAAGGCAGUUUGAGCGCUUUCUGGAAGAAACCUUCUUCGUCCUCUUCCUCAUCAUCCUCAUCGUCCUCUUCAUCCUCUCCCUUUAAUCCGCUGAAUGGCACCUUGCUACCAGUUGCCACGAGGCUGCAGCAAGGAGCUCCGGGGCAGGGCACCCAGCAGCCCGCCAGGACUCUUUUCUACGUGGAGUCCCUAGAGGAGGAGGUGGUGACGGGCAUGGACUUUGCUGGACCACAGGACAAAGGAUUGGCCCUGAAAGAGCUUCAAGCGGAGCCUGCCAGCUCCAUCCAGGCAACAGGUGAAGGAUGUGGACACAGGUUGACAGCGACCAAUCAUUCACUGACACCUCAAAGUGAUUUGGAUUCCAGUAGCUCUGAAGAAUUCUAUCAAGCUGUUCAUCACGCUGAGCAAUCAUUUAGAAAGAUGGAGAAUUAUUUAAAGCAACAACAGCUCUGUGAUGUCAUCCUAAUUGUUGGGAAUCGAAAAAUACCUGCUCAUAGGCUUGUUCUGAGUUCUGUCUCUGACUAUUUUGCUGCCAUGUUUACAAGUGAUGUUUGUGAAGCCAAGCAAGAGGAGAUCAAGAUGGAAGGCAUAGACCCAAAUGCACUCUGGGAUCUUGUGCAAUUUGCAUAUACAGGUUGCUUGGAACUAAAAGAAGAUACUAUUGAAAACCUGCUUGCAGCUGCAUGCCUUCUUCAGCUUCCUCAAGUAGUAGAAGUAUGUUGUCACUUCCUCAUGAAACUUCUGCAUCCAUCAAACUGUCUGGGAAUCCGAGCAUUUGCAGAUGCUCAAGGAUGCAUUGAAUUAAUGAAAGUGGCCCACAGCUACACCAUGGAAAACAUAAUGGAAGUAAUCAGAAAUCAAGAGUUUUUGCUCCUUCCAGCUGAAGAGCUUCAUAAACUCCUGGCUAGUGAUGAUGUAAAUGUUCCUGAUGAAGAGACCAUCUUCCAUGCAUUAAUGAUGUGGGUCAAGUAUGACACUCAGCGGAGAUGCAGCGACCUAAGUAUGCUCCUUGCCUUCAUAAGACUACCACUGCUUCCACCACAGAUACUUGCUGACCUUGAAAACCAUGCACUGUUUAAGAAUGACUUGGAAUGCCAAAAGCUGAUUCUGGAAGCAAUGAAAUACCAUCUAUUGCCAGAAAGAAGAACUUUAAUGCAAAGCCCGAGAACUAAGCCCAGAAAAUCUACAGUUGGAACUCUAUAUGCAGUGGGGGGAAUGGACAAUAACAAAGGAGCUACCACUAUAGAGAAGUAUGACCUCAGAACGAAUCUCUGGAUCCAGGCAGGAAUGAUGAAUGGCAGGAGGCUUCAGUUUGGUGUGGCUGUUAUUGAUGACAAGCUCUUUGUAAUUGGAGGUCGAGAUGGUUUAAAGACACUUAACACUGUUGAAUGUUAUAACCCCAAAACCAAGACCUGGACUGUCUUACCACCGAUGGCAACACAUAGGCAUGGUCUAGGAGUAACUGUGCUUGAAGGUCCAAUUUAUGCGGUGGGAGGUCAUGAUGGCUGGAGCUAUCUAAACACGGUGGAGAGAUGGGAUCCGCAGAGUCAGCAGUGGACCUAUGUAGCCAGUAUGUCAAUUGCUCGGAGCACUGUUGGAGUAGCAGCACUGAAUGGCAAGUUGUAUUCUGUUGGGGGUCGAGAUGGAAGUUCUUGUUUGAGUUCAAUGGAGUAUUAUGAUCCUCAUACAAACAAGUGGAGCAUGUGUGCACCGAUGUGUAAGAGGAGAGGCGGUGUUGGCGUGGCUACCUGCGAUGGUUUCCUCUAUGCAGUGGGUGGUCAUGAUGCUCCUGCUUCAAACCACUGUUCCCGGCUCCUGGACUAUGUGGAACGGUAUGAUCCAAAAACAGACACAUGGACUAUGGUGGCUCCCCUGAGCAUGCCUAGAGAUGCUGUUGGUGUCUGUCUCCUUGGAGACAGACUAUAUGCUGUUGGUGGCUAUGAUGGGCAAACAUACCUCAACACCAUGGAAUCCUAUGAUCCACAAACUAAUGAGUGGACACAGAUGGCUUCCUUGAAUAUCGGCAGAGCAGGUGCCUGUGUGGUUGUCAUCAAGCAACCUUGA
Messenger RNA from Arvicola amphibius (Eurasian water vole), 2250 nucleotides. RefSeq names its product kelch like family member 1 (gene Klhl1). The coding region runs from base 1 to 2250 and encodes 749 amino acids. The record is from RefSeq and is a predicted model, not a curated record. The transcript is spliced from 11 exons. Gene Ontology annotation, molecular function: protein binding. Lineage: Eukaryota; Metazoa; Chordata; Mammalia; Rodentia; Cricetidae.